GUGGACAAGAAACCCUUUGAGCCAGUGCGCGCUUGGGUUGUGUCCAAGACUGAUGGCCGUCUUCACAUUCUCAUUUACUUCCAGCACUCAGACAGUAGUAGUUACAUCAAUGAAGGCGAGGUCAAGGUGGAGUUGCUCAGCCAUGGAUGUGACAUUGAUGCGGCGCCCAAUCUUGUAGCUGCCUUUGGACUGAGCAAGAACGGGACAACCAUCAUCAUGAUGCCCAACCACACUGGAAUAGACAUUCUGAAUUAUGGACAGGCUAUAAAUCUCUUCCUGGAAGACUAUUCCACCUUUUAUCGUUAUGAAUUGCAAGCCAUCGUGGCGGGCAACCGGACAACCGUACUGAAUGUUAUUCCCUCCGGGAUGCCGCGUCUGAAGGAUGAAUUAGACGCCUCUGGUUUUGACGUUUCGGUGACCAAGUUCUUCACUACUCCUGAAUCUGACCAGAUCCAUGUGGAACUUCAGGUCGACCUACUUUCGCCUAUCCUUCUGGAUCUUCUCAAGUGUACCAGAGGUAGCCUUGAGCUAACGCCAACUUGGAAUCCUGUGGAUAGGAAAAGCGUCUCCCAGCAUAGUUAUCCAACCUUAUUUGACUUUACUGCGCUGAAAACCUUGGAAAGUCUGGAUUUUGAAGUCAAUUUGCUGAUUGGUGAGAAUUCGAGGUCCACGAAAAUACGCCUUCCAAAUCCACAUUUUGAAAAAAUUGUCAUCGAAUUUGACAAUUCCACUGGCAUACUAUCUUGGGAUUUUGUCACGGCUGAGUUGAGACCGGCUGUUAAGGAGUACGUGGUGCUGGUUUCCUUCAACGAUAUCGGCUGUGGAACAACAGAAAAUCUUACAUUGAACUACCUAGCUGCCCUCAACUGUAGGACAAUUAUUAAACUCUGGAGGAAUAUUCACAAUUUUAUUGAUAAUGCAGGCACAAAGACGGGAGGUUGCAUUACCCGCUUAUGGAGUGUGGAACAGCUUUUUAACAAACGAGACAUUUUGGCAAAUUACACAAUAACAAUCAUUCCCAAAUAUUUCUCCUUUGAUUAUAAUCAGCCGGUGUUUGGUACCCCCUCCCAACUGAUGUUCACAUACGGCGUUCAAGGUAAUGUCACCGGACAUUCGACGAUUGCUCUGGCUGCUCAGAACUCCACUCCUAGGACCCAAACAGUCAGCCUUCAACCCUUCAGGAAGGUCCUUUGUGAAAACGCAAAGCCUGAGGAGAUGGAUGCCACCUUUCACUUGAUAGCAUACACCAUACUGGCUCAAGGGAAGGUUGAAAUGCCUUUGGAAGGGGUUGAAUACAAAAAGAUCUUUCCAAAUAGCUACGGCAUAGGCGGGACCUACGAAGUGCGUAACUUGGAACCUGGACGCGAAUAUAAAAUAAAGGUGGAGUCAUCUAAUUUGGGCGUUUACUUCCAAUAUGCAGGUUUCCUCAAAUAUCCAGGACCUCUUUCUGAUUUGGAGUCAGCGGAGGUGACAUUCACAACUCCCGAUGAGAUUCUAGUGCCGGAGAAGUAUGUUCUCAAGGACAUUGGAAGUAGUCUGUUAUUCAACUGCUCGGCGGCAGUGGGUACAGAUCCGAAAUUUCGAAAAGACGUGCGGUGGCUGCGUGCAGAUGGUGAAGCGAUGCCGGAGGGGGCCUUCUCACGCACAGCUGCGAUCCCCGACACCAACGGCUUCCUCACUGCCUCACUCAGUAUCCCUCACGUCAACGAUACCCACGCUGGCAUCUACUGCUGUUCGCCCGAACCCCCAGUCGAACAUUUCUAUGGCAAACCAGCGCACUGCGCCGAGUUUCGUCUCAUCGUGAACGACCUCAAGCUUGACCGAUACGAGUUGGAGGCGAAUCCUGGCAUGGCGGUUUCGGUCACCUGUUCCACGAAGCGUGAUGGGAACCUUCAAUGGCGCGGACCCGAUGGCGAGGUGGUAGCAGAGGCUCACCACACUUCAGCAUCCAACGAGACGGGUGGGGUGCAAAGUCUGAGCUUUUUCCUGCCUCAGGUGAAUGCUGAGAAUGUCGGUGACUAUCAGUGCUGGUUCCAGCCAAGCGAGGGAGAGAAACGUGCUCCAGAGACGUUCACCCUACAUCUUAAGGAGACGUUAACAAUAAAACGACCAGCCUCAUCAUCAGACACACUUCAUUUCGGUGGCAUAGCUACUCUUACCUGUGCACCUUCAAUUCCGAAUACGGGCGCAAGAAGAUUGCGCUGGUAUCACUACAAACCAGCGAAGGCGCCAGAGGCAGUGCUGGAGGCUAUCAACACAACAGCUGAUGGGCUAAAAGAGGUGAUUGAGGAGACGGACGCCUCAAAUGAGGUGAUCCUCCGAGUUCACCUCACCCCUGCUUCACAAGGACGCUAUGUGUGUGCCGCAUUCCCCGAAGAACUCCUCCACUUGGCCAAUGAAGAAGAGCUACAGCAGGAGAUUCUGCUGCAUCAUGCUAUUCAGCACACUUCAACAGACAUUGGCUAUCAAAGCACCGUCGAACUCUCUGGUCUGAGCCAAAUUGGUGACGGUGGAGAACUAAGCCUACGCUGUAUCGGCUAUCCCUCAUUCCCUGAUGAGUAUCUGAACUGGGCCUUCAAGGAGCUUGGCAAGGAAUCUGCCGAAGUUCUUGAUGACGGUGCCCAAACUUCAUUCAGCCUUGCUGACAAGGAGAGAGCAAUGGAUAUAAGGAGCUGCUUUCGGCUCAUUCCCAACAAAACCGUUGCCAGAUGGCCCGGUUCGGAGGAGCCGAGCCUGCAGGCGUCAAAGCAUGAGCCGUACUCCCCGGAUGAGAUUGAAAUCGUCAUAACGAAGAAGUUUAUGGAGGAUCCAGUGUGUCAGGCAUUAGUAGGACAUCUCGAGUGCCGGUACCUAAGGAUAAAUAGACUUCUGCUCUCCUCCUCCACAUCUGCCGUCGCUAUGCUACCAGAAUUUGGACCUCAUCCUAGGAAGUGGCAAUCGCCCUCCCCCACUGCUGAGAAAACGAUUCCACUUGAUGCGAUUCGUGGUAAGAAGGCACCAGAUAUAUUAUGCCAGCGCAAAUACAGAAGCAUUUUACACAACUAUUGA
Messenger RNA from Hydatigera taeniaeformis, 3048 nucleotides. NCBI's taxonomy places the organism in Eukaryota, Metazoa, Platyhelminthes, Cestoda, Cyclophyllidea, Taeniidae. The record is from the annotation of a GenBank genome assembly.